Messenger RNA from Chinchilla lanigera (long-tailed chinchilla), 6760 nucleotides. RefSeq names its product SLX4 structure-specific endonuclease subunit (gene Slx4). Bases 770 to 5968 code for a protein of 1732 amino acids. The record is from RefSeq and is a predicted model, not a curated record. Gene Ontology annotation, molecular function: enzyme binding; DNA binding. Gene Ontology annotation, cellular component: Slx1-Slx4 complex; nucleus. The transcript has 15 exons. Gene Ontology annotation, biological process: resolution of meiotic recombination intermediates; DNA replication; meiotic DNA double-strand break processing. NCBI's taxonomy places the organism in Eukaryota, Metazoa, Chordata, Mammalia, Rodentia, Chinchillidae.
GUUUUGGGCUGGGAGUCCGCGCCCCAGAAGAGGGUGGCAUGUCAUCACCUGCUGUUCUCUCUUUUGUGAGGGGCCAGAAACUUCCUCGCUCGUAGCCCACAGUGGUCCCUAGUCGCGGCGGAGGGGGGCGGGCCCGGAGGGAGGUGGAGAGGGUGGAGCUGGAUAACAUGGUGGUCCCGGCCCCGGAGCCGGUCCACCGCGCUCCUCUGUCUGGCGUUAGCCCGGGUAGCGUCCCUGACAGCUCUUUCUCGGGCGUCCCCCGCAAUCCCUUUUCGUAGGAAGCCGGAUUGGGAACGGCGGGAGGGCCGCCGUGCCCUGGUUCAUUCAUUCCCUGCGCGCCUGCUGGCAGCCGGCGCCCCGGUAGGUAAGAAAUUAGAUGAAACCAUCUACUUUAUCACCAUGGAAAUCCUGGAGAAUCUGAGCACUGAGUUCACAUGUAAUCCAUCUGCAAGACAGCUGUUGCACAGAACAUUCUCUGAGUUGUGAACUUUAACAGAGAGAAGCUUUAAACAUGUUGUUUAACCACAGGCCCAAUAUAAAGAAAGACAUUUAAAUCAUUCCGAAGAGGAAAACACUACUUUUUGUCAGUUGUGCAAAUUCUCCAAGUAGUAGCUCAGCAAGUAGUAGAGAAGAACCUUGGUGAGGACAAGUGGUGAAUGAAGCUCGGCUAGACAGGUGCACAGAUUUAUGUUCUCCCCUGAGGACCUGCCUGCAGAGUACGCCCCACUCCCCUGAAGACCACCCUGAAAGCCUUAAAACUGCUCCGAGGAUGGAUGAGUCGGAUGAUGAUUUUAAAGAACUCUGUGCCAGCUUUUUCCAAAGGGUGAAAAGAACUGGAACCAAGGAAGUGUUGGGAGAAAGGAAGACACAAGAGUCUUCAAACAGCACUGAGAUAAGCGUAUUGAAAAAGACCAAACAGUCUGCCACCAAGAGCAAAACCCUUCCUGGCACUUUAAAGAAGCCUCGGUCAUGCAGUCAGGCCCCUAGGGCUAAAAAGCAAGGGCCAAGCAAGUCUCAGGAAGGUGAACCCGCUCCUCCUGUGAGUGGAGAUGGAGGUGUGCUCGCCCCUGCUCUGAAUCAGGCUGUGCUGCAGGACCAAGCACAGAGCAUCCAGACAGCGAAUGCUCCCAACGAUGACUCCCAGCCCUCUCUGUCCUGUUUGACGACAACAGCUGUGCCAAGCCCCUCCAAACCCCGCACUGCAGAGCUGGUUCUUCAGCGGAUGCAGCAGUUCAAGAGAGCACACCCGGAGCGUCUGCGACACGCUUCACAGGCCUGCUCCCUUGAGGCCACAUUGGAAGAAAAUGACCCACAGAACCCUCAAGAGGAGAUGGUGGCAGGAAACGGAAAUGGACCGGGGCUCCCUGCCACAGACAGUGAUGCUACAGUGGCCUUGGUCCUGCAACAAGAGUUUGGUAGGGAAGGUACAUCUGCGCAGGAUGAUGGCCUGGAGGCGAAGGGGUUGUUCUUCUGCCAGAUGUGUCAGAAGAACCUCUCCGCAAUGAACGUGACCCGGAGGGAGCAGCACGUGAACAGGUGCUUGGAUGAGGCUGAAAAGGCGCUAGGACCUUCUAUGCCUCAGAUCCCUGAGUGUCCAAUUUGUGGCAAGCUGUUUACCACCUCCAAGAGCCGGAUCAGCCACCUGAAGCAGUGCGCAGUAAGGAUGGGAGUGGGGCCCCAGCUGCUACUGCAGGCCGUGCGGAUGCAGACAGCUCCACCCGAGGCGAGCAGCAGCCCUCUGGCACCCAGCUUUAGCAACCUUGUUGGAGGUGGGAAGCGGAAAGCAGCCACAAACAAGAAGGAGCCACGGAAGAGGCGGAAGGUCGAUAAACCCGAGGUACCAUCUGAGGACCUUCUGGUGGCCAUGGCUCUGUCCCGAUCUGAAAUGGAGCAGGGUCCACCUGUGCCUGCACUCAGACUGGAAAGUGCUUUUUCUGAGAGGAUGAGGCCAGGAGCAGAGAAGAAAAGUCGCAAGAAGAAAGCCCUGGUGUCCCCGCCACAGUUAUUAGUACAGGACGCUGACACCACAGGUAGACAGAUAGAGGAUCGUGUAGCCCAGCUCCUUUCGGAAGAAGUGGAACUGUCCAGCACACCACCACUUCCUGUCAGCAGGCUUCUCAGGGACAAGCUGGAAGAGGCAGGUUGGCGUCUACAGGAAGAAGGAAGAAAGGGGAACUUCCUGUGGGAGGGCAGUGCCCUGACCGGAGCCUGGGCUUUGGAGUCUUUCUACACAGUGGGCCUGGUGCCUCCCAUUGUGCCCCAGCAGCCCACCAAGGGUCUCACACAGGAACCCAAGCUAACACAAAGUCCACCUGCCCUUCACAGCAGCUCCCAUGCCGCCAGCAGCCCCAGAGACCCAUCCCUGUCUGCCAGCCAGAGGGAGCAGCAGGCCCUGCAGGACCUCGUGGACCUGGCAGAGGAAGGGCUGAGUGCCAGCCCAUGGCCCUGCAGCAGGGGUCUGGCCUGCUCUGGAGAGGCUGCGGGGUUGGAUUUGGUGCCCAGCAGCCUUCCUCUGACUGGUUUUGUCCUGCCACCCGAGGAGAAGCCCCUUGAGAGGGACAGCCACACUUCGCUCUCCCUCGGGUUGCUGGCUGCUGACUUUGGUGCCAUGGUCAAUAACCCACACCUGAGCGAUGUUCAGUUCCAGACAGACAGCGGGGAAGUAGUUUAUGCCCACAAGUUUGUGCUUUAUGCCCGGUGUCCACUUCUCAUUCAGUAUGUGAAUAAUGAGGGCUUCUCUGCCAUAGAAGAUGGGGACGAGACCCAGCGUGUGCUGCUGAGCAGUGUGAGCACUGAGGCCGCCUGUGUGUUCCUGCGCUAUCUCUACACAGCAGACGCUGGUCUGCUGCCCCACCUGGCGGCUGACCUGGGCACCCUGGCCCGCAGGUUUGGUGUGAGUGACCUUGCUCGCCUGUGUGAGCAGGUGCCUGCUGUGAUGGGCAUGGAGGGCGAGUGGCAGGAGGAGAAAGAAGCUGAGAACUGUGAAAGCAGAGUGGAGAAUUUCCAAGAGCUCUUGAGGUCAAUGUGGGCAGACGACGAGGAAGAAGCAGAGACACUGUUGAAAUCUGAAGAAGACAGAGAAAAGGUGAAUGAAGCAGACAUGGAAGAAAUUUACGAAUUCGCAGCCACUCAGCGAAAGCUGCUGCAGCAGGAAAGAGCCCCUGAUACAGACGAGGAACCUGGCCAGCCAGGAGAGGACAGUCCGUCCGCUGGCUCCCCUCCGGCAGAUGUCCUGGGAAGCAAACAGUUGGAGAAGGGAGACCAGUUAGAGUUGCUGGGGCUGCAAGAAUAUAAGUCCCCAGUAUGUGGGAAAGACGCAGGGCUCUCCCUCCUGUUGCCCGCAGCUGGAUGCUCAGACAGGGCAGCGGGUGCAGAGACCCGCCAGCAGACGGCACCGAAGGAGGCACCCGGCCCCAGCUCCUGCAGCGCUCCCGGGGCCUGCAAGGCCGGGAGAGACCUUGUGCACUCGUGUGAGGUCCCUGCUUAUGAACGUGUCUUUUUGUCACCUCAAGGAGAAUUCUCUGAAAUGUCCCAGAUAGCGAAUGAGCACCAGGAGCAGGGUGACGCCGUCAGGAAGAAAGAGGUGGACAUGGCCUGCACUCCCGCUCCACAGCUAUACCCUUGCUGCCCCGCAUCGUGGCUUCCUGGUGACAGGAGUCCCAGCCGAUCGCAGCUUCACCUUCCUCACACGGGUGAUGCAUCCCCGCCCGCGCCCCGGCCACACGGUGUUGUUCCCACGGUGUCCUCCCCUAGCUCAAGAUCUCCAGCUCUGCCAUCAAAGCAAGACAGUGACAUUCUCACAGUCCUUAAGGAGCCAGGCCACUGGAGAGGCCGAGGGUGUCGUUCCAUAUUGGAACGCAAAAAUAAGGGUGUCUUGAUUUCCCCAGAAAAAUCCCCACCCAUUGACCUGACCCAGUCAGUUCCUGACCCUGCAAGUAGCACAUCCCAGGGUCCUGCCUCCCAGGUGAGCGGAGAGAACGAGAUCAUCCUUUUACUGGAUUCAGAUGAAGAGUUGGAGCUAGAACAGACCAAAGCAAAGUUGGUUUCUAAUGGUCCCACAGAAGAAAGGAAUGUUCUAGAAGUCAGCCACAGGUCCUCUGAGCUGUUUCCAGUCAUCGAUGUCGACGCAGAUCAAGAGCAUUCUCAGAGCCCCCCGAGGAGAGAGGCUGAGCUCGAGACUGGGGAGGGACAGUUGGAGAAUCAGGGUAUUGUGGGCAGCACAAGGGCCUCCUGGCUGAUCUCUGACCGUGAGAGCAGCCUUGAUGAGGACAGUACCACAGAUGCCUCCUGGCUAGUGCCCGCCACCCCAUUAAUCAGCAGGAGCCGUGACUGCUCGUCACAGACCCAGAUCACAAGCCUCAGGGCCAGGCCUGCAGAGGAUAAGAUGGCGCAGCCCUCAUCCAGGGCCACUCCGGAAAAUAGCCCAGUGUCGGAGGCCACACAGAAGUUCUCAGUCAUCACACCCCUGAUGUCACCUAUGCCUCCGGGAACUUCUGGCCGUGGAAGGCAGGUGCACAGGAGCCCUUCCCGUUCCCAGUCCAGGCACCACAAGCUCUCUUCCCCAAGGGCCUCAUGUCCCGCGGCAGGAGGCCUCCCUGAUAUCACUGGGCCAGUCCACAAACACUCACCAAAGCAGGCAGCAGUGAGCGAAGUGGUGGAAGUUGGGGACAGUGAAGAUGAGCAGGAGGUAGCUUCUCAUCGGGUGAACAGGAGCCCCCUGCUGGACAGCGAGCCCCCCAUCCCUGUGGAUGACUGUUGGAGCAUUGAGCCCCUCUCACCAAUUCCAAUUGACCACCUGAACCUCGAGCGCACCGGCCCCCUGAGCACCAGCAGUCCCAGUAGCCAGGCCCAGGAGCCUCUGGACCAUGGUGACUGCCACUCCCCAGGACUCUUGGGCAGCACCCCCAUCCGGGCAAGUGGUACGGCCAGAAGAGCAUCUCCAGAGCAGUCCUCAGGAGCUGGCUCCCCGGGGGGCAGCAGGCUGAGCUUCCUGAAUCCAGCCCUCUGGGAAGACUGGGAGGAGGAAGGGCAGAAGUCUCCAGAGGCUCCUGCGGCCCACACACCGGGUGCCCUCCGAGCUCAGAAAUCAGAUGGGCCAGAGACACCAAAAGGUGCUAAUCGGAAGAAAAAUUUGCCCCCCAAAGUGCCCAUAACUCCAAUGCCAAGGUAUUCUAUCAUGGAGACUCCGGUGCUAAAGAAAGAACUGGACAGGUUUGGAGUCCGUCCUCUGCCCAAACGCCAAAUGGUUCUGAAACUGAAGGAGAUUUUCCAGUACACUCACCAGACCCUGGAGUCAGACUCUGAGGAUGAGAUCCAGUCCUCACAGGUGCCCCAGGAGUGGCCUUGCAGCCAGACUCUCCCCACUGAGACCUACAAGCCUUCCAGGGUGGGAGGUUGCACCCCACUCGAAGCCACUGAGGGUCCUAGCACCCAGAAGUCUAAGGGACCUCAGCAUCGAAAGAAGCAGCCCGGCCAAAGCAUCCCACACCGGGGGAGCAGGCCCCCAGCUGAGAAGCCCCCUCCAGGCUCUGAUGUUGACACCCAGCUCCCAGCCUCCCAGGAAUCUACGGCCACCUCUGUGGACAGCAGCGACACCUCCUUUAGCUCACAGAGUUCUUCCUGUGAGUUUGGAGCCACCUUUGAGUCUGUAGGUGAUGAGGAGGAGGAUGAAGGUGCGGGGGUCAGUGCAUCCCAGGCAACUAGCCAGGCGCCGGACACGGAGGAAGCUGUGAGACGUUACAUCCGCUCCAGGCCGGCACUGUACCGCAAGGUGCUCAUGUAUCAGCCACUUGAGUUGUCGGAACUGCAGGCUGAGCUGAAGCGGGACGGCAUUCGCGUGGCCAUGGGCAAGCUGCUGGACACCCUGGAUGCCCUCUGCAUUACCUUCACCACCGCUGCAGCCCGGAAGGAGAAGCUCAAGCAGAAGGGGCAGCAGCAGAGGGGCAGGAAGAAAGGGGAGCGGGACUGACAGUCCUGCCCGUCCAGCAACCUGUGGGUGGCUGCGCCCAGCGGCCCUCACCCCCCAGGCAUCUGCAGGGAGGCCCGGCAGCCAGAACGAGACUGGCUUCCGCAGGCAUUCUGGGCCUCGGGACAAUGAUGGCCGCGACCCCCGCUUCCUCCUCUGGCCUCCCCCUUCGGGCGCGGCAGCUGGAGUGCCUCGCCCACUGUAUGGACAGCCUUUCCCUUCCCCCGUCAGUGCGAGUCUGUCCCUUUAGCCCCGCAGGGCCCUGUCCAUGAAUUCUUGAGGGGCAGGGAGUCACACCAGGUGGCCAGCACAAGGCUGGAUUCCGCCCCAUCUGCCACUAUGUGUCCAUUAGGCCCAGGGACAACUGCCCAGGAGUGUGUUCUGAGAUGAACAUCAGGUCCAGCUUGCCCCAGCCAGCCGGGCUGCCUUUCCAGCACACAGACGAGUCUCAGCCACUACCAGCAGACCAGGUGACUGGUCUUCCUAUACUGCCGUGCUCCAGGUGCAGCUCCUGGCCCAGCCAUUCUGCCUAGACAUUUGUCAUCAUCACCAGCAGUCUCUUAAGAGGAUGGUGCAUCAGCUCUGCAGGAUGUGUGGUGGAAGUGUGUGCCCCGCACAACUCUGCAGCCCCCAGAACAAGUGUGUGCUUUGUUGGCGGGUUCCGUCCCGCAUCGAAGCCUCCAGCAGUGCUUUGCGCACGGUGGCCUCCAUAUCCUGUGAACGUCCGUGUCUGUCUUAAAUACAGAACAGCUGUUUUUAUAUGAUGUGCAAUAAAAACAAAAGGCUUUAUAAAAA